Messenger RNA from Nothoprocta perdicaria, 1032 nucleotides. RefSeq names its product family with sequence similarity 124 member A (gene FAM124A). The transcript has 5 exons. The coding region runs from base 1 to 1032 and encodes 343 amino acids. The record is from RefSeq and is a predicted model, not a curated record. NCBI's taxonomy places the organism in Eukaryota, Metazoa, Chordata, Aves, Tinamiformes, Tinamidae.
AUGGAGAGGAAGGCGGGCGGCGAGGAUGACUGCGUGGACUCGGGAGCCGAGACGGGCGGUAUUUUAGAAACACCUAUGGGUGAAUCUCUUACUUCUUGUGUGCAUGACAUCAGCAUAAAGGUUAGCUUGAGAAAGACCAAAACAAAGUCCAGUGUGGCUGAGUACUCUGUUUCUGCCUUAAGGAUCACCUACAUGUUCACAAAGGUCAAGGAAAUUAGUGAACUUUCGGUGGAAGACAUACAGGACCCGUUCCUCRUCAGUGUCCAUAUCAUCACAGACCCGGGAGAAUCCAAGACUCUCCAGCAAGCCAUCGACAAGCUUCUAGCCUGGAUCCACCCAGACCUCCAGCUGUUCCGCGUCUCGGAGAGGCGAGUGCCGCAAAAGGGCAGGAAGCCGAGCAAGGCUGGGGUUUCCCAGCCAGCCCUUGCCAUCGUUCUGUUCCUGCAGGAGGAGUAUGGAGAAGAGCCCAUUUUGCAGCUCCACGAGUCCUUCCAGCGGCCCCCUUGGCACUACCACCACACAGAGCGGGUGCACGGGAAGCUCCUGCCUUACAUGCCAUGCAGCCAGGACUUCUACACGCUGGCCCCGGGCACUCCUCUGUGGGCCAUUCGCCCAGUGCAUUAUGGAAAAGAAAUUAUCCGCUUCACUAUAUACUGCAGGAGUGAAAACUUUGUUGACAUUUUGAAAUUGUACGAGCUAAUCCUGAAAAGACCAGCAUGUCAGAAAAAAACAGACUUUUGUGUUUUCCCAAUCUAUUCUAACGUGGACAUUGACAUUCAGUUCUCCUUAAAAAAACUCCCCAAGGGCCAGAUUCCAGCCCCAGCCGAGUCAGCAGUGCUGGAGUUCCGAGUGAAAGAUGUUGGACAGCUUGUGCCUCUCUUGCCCAACUCCUGCAGCCCCAUCAGUGAAGGCAGGUGGCAAACUGAAGACCACGAUGGGAACAGGAUACUUCUGCAGGGACUGGGAUACUUGCCAGCAAGAUUGAUCCGUGCUCUUAACCCAUUUUGCAAAUGCAAUUAUCGAGGGGCUUAG